UCAACUGCUUCAAAACGGCGGUAUUCCUAGUGAUUCGUGGAAAGUGAAAUUCCAGCAUGCUGAGAAACAAAAAGCUUUUACUCUGAAUCCUGGGACAUUGAAGAUUGUUCAUCUUUGGGGAUGCGUUGUAACAUUAGUUCAUAUUAUGCAACAGUGCCUGGUUUAAUCGCACCUGAUUUGGCUUUAAAGAAGAAUGAGGAAUUGACAUAUUAAAGAUUUUUAGCAUCAUGCAUUUAGGCACAAAAUAUUUUCUUCAGAUCCUGAAGGACGCUGUUGGACCCUGUGUAAAUUGUUCCAGAUUUUCACCCACUUUAACUAUAAGACUUUAUAGUCGAAUGAAACCACAAAUAUUUUUCCUCACAAAAAACGUUAGAAAUGCCUGCAUUCUUCCAAGUUUCCAAGGAGGCAUUCAGCCAUGGAGGCUCUUUUCUUACAAGGAUCUGCUAAAGUCAGAGCAGGAACACUGGAGUGCGUUUCAAUCAAAUUACACAGGAAAGACCGAGAGAUUGAAGCAAAGACUGGAAACUCAUUAUGAGAAGUAUUCAUCUAAUCUGGACAGUUCAAUGAUUAGGUUUGGAGAGUAUGUUUACUUUGAAGAAGAUGAUUGUAUAUGUCGUUCAAGGCUGGAAGAAGCAGAUGAAGGAAAUAUAGAAGUAUUACUUCGUAUGGAAGAUCUACCCUUUCAUGGUUUUUUUAUCCAGCGCAUCCGAAUUUCCCCAGAUCAUAGAUAUAUCGCAGCUGGUAUUAAAAGUGUAAAUUCUGAAGAGUCUGUUUCUCUCAUUGUGAAACUGAAUACGUUGCCAGUAAUGGAGCAUAUUAUCCCAAAUGUAUUUAGCUUUGAAUGGGCUACCCAUGAUAUUCUGUUUUAUACAGUCCAGAAGAACCUUCAGUGUCAUGAAGUAUAUUUGUAUGAUUUUAGUAAAAAACAUUCUGAGCUGGUUUAUAUUGAACAAGAUGCAAGAUAUUUUGUGGAUCUCUACUGCACAAAAGACAAGCGCUUUCUGACUAUAAAUAGUAAUAGCAAGACUACCUCUGAAGUAUGGCUAGUUGAUUGUCACCACCCUUUUAAACCUCCUGUUCUUGUGCAACAACGAACAAAAGGGAUUAUUUACCAUGCCGAGCACAGAAACAAUUAUUUGUACAUUCUUACUACGUAUGGGGACCCAGUGGGCUAUAAGCUGAUAGAGGCUCCAGUUGAUUCAUGUAGUUUGGAGAAUUGGCGGUCCAUAUAUGCUUUAAAAGAAAAGGCCAAACUAAUUGAACUGGAGAUGUUUAAAGACCACUGUGUUGUGUUUUUGAAAUACUGCGGUCACCUCUACAUAGAUAAUAUCUCUCUAGUAUCAAACUCCAUUCACAGUGUUAAGCUACCUGCUUGGGCCUGUUCAUUUGAAUUGGAGCCUCAUCCUGAAUACACCACUAGCACUUGCUAUUUUUGGCUUUCCUCCCCUGUUCAGCCUCCAAUACGUUUUGCAUAUUCAUUGGUAGAAAACAAGCUUAUUGAGCUCACUGAACAAGAGGUAUCCAUUGCAGUGAACUGUCAUGCUGUACACUUAGAAGCUAAGAGCAAGGAUGAAGUUUGGGUGCCGAUUACAGUUUUUCAUAAACCCAAUUCUGUGGAGCUACACAGGAAACCACUUCUGAUUCAUGUUUAUGGAGCUUAUGGCACAGAUGUGAACAUGAGCUUUAAACCAGAAAACCUCAUGUUAAUCGAGGAUGGGUGGAUCUUAGCAUACUGUCAUGUUAGAGGUGGAGGAGAGCUAGGCCUAGGGUGGCAUAAAGAUGGAUGUACUACUAAGAAGCAUAAUGGUACCCAUGAUCUCAAAGCAUGUAUAAACCUGUUGCACAAACUGGGUUUUUCUCAGCCUGCGUAUACAGCCCUGGCAAGUCUGAGUGCUGGAGGAGUUCUUGCAGGAGCUCUGUACAAUAAUGAUCCUCACCUUAUCAAAGCAAUGGUUUUACAGUCUCCUUUUCUGGAUGUGUUAAACACAAUGUUGGAUCCUCAUCUCCCUCUGACCAUUGAAGAGCAAGAAGAAUGGGGAAAUCCACUGCUUGAUGAGACUUGCAAAGCAUAUAUUAAAAGCUACUGCCCCUAUCAGAAUAUAAGACCACAGCAUUAUCCUUCUCUUUUCAUCACAGUCUCUGAAAAUGAUCAACGAAUACCUCUGGAAGGAGUGUUGAGAUACAUCUGUAAACUAAGAAGAGCUGUAAGAGAUCAUGUCCAAGCCAAAAGCGCAGAUGAGAAAGGUCUUCAGAUGCCUAAUAUUAUUUUAGAUGUGCAACCAGGAGGCAGUCAUUGUGCGUCUUCUUUAAACCAGGUUGCAGUUCAACUAGCUUUUCUCUACAGCGAGCUUGGACUAGACGUGCAAAAAUGACUCCACGAAGCUCAAGUUUGUGACUGAAGUAAUAAAGCAGCCUUGACUGAAUGGGAAGCUACCCACGUGAUUAUUACAGCAAUCAGAUGUAAUACUUCAGAGUAAUGGUAACUAAUUUGUAAUUGAUCAGAUUCCUCAGAAAUAGAUGACUUCUCCAAAUUUAUUUUUACUAAAUAAAAUGUUUAGUACAACAA
Molecule: messenger RNA, 2566 nt
Organism: Gekko japonicus
Lineage: Eukaryota; Metazoa; Chordata; Lepidosauria; Squamata; Gekkonidae
Gene: PREPL
Product: prolyl endopeptidase-like
Exons: 15
Coding region: 228-2372 (714 amino acids)
Biological process (GO): proteolysis
Cellular component (GO): cytoskeleton; Golgi apparatus
Molecular function (GO): serine-type endopeptidase activity
Source: RefSeq, a predicted model, not a curated record